AUGAUCACUAAUACUUCAAAAGGGUAUCAAAAUUUUAUUAUUUUAUUCCCAAAUCCAAAAGUAUUAGGAAUAGUUCAAAUACAUACUUACUUGCUCCUAUUAAUGAGUUAAGUUUUGAUUGCUAAUCCAAAAAUAGGAGGUUUAGAGGAUAACCUAAUAAGUUAGAUAGGAUUUGUGAUUAAUUUAUUUGUUCAUUUAAUAUAUUAAAUAAAUUAAAAAAGAUUUAAAAAUGGUAUUCAUAUACUUCUAUUGAAUUAGGGAGCCCAUAAAUCCUUGAGAAUGAAGAAAAGAUUGAUUAAGGCUAACAAACAAAACAGACCCCUACCAAAUUGGUUCAGAUACAGAACAGACAACACAAUUAGGUAUAAUUCAAAGAGAAGACACUGGAGAAGAACUAAGCUUAACAUCAAUUGAGUCUUGAAUAAUAUAAAUUCCAUGUAUAGAAUAAACAUGAUUGUUA
Molecule: messenger RNA, 460 nt
Organism: Paramecium tetraurelia
Lineage: Eukaryota; Ciliophora; Oligohymenophorea; Peniculida; Parameciidae
Exons: 2
Biological process (GO): translation
Cellular component (GO): ribosome; cytosolic large ribosomal subunit
Molecular function (GO): structural constituent of ribosome
Source: RefSeq, a predicted model, not a curated record